Messenger RNA from Ricinus communis (castor bean), 4240 nucleotides. RefSeq names its product ABC transporter G family member 28. The transcript has 14 exons. Gene Ontology annotation, molecular function: ABC-type transporter activity; ATP binding; ATP hydrolysis activity. The coding region runs from base 511 to 3816 and encodes 1101 amino acids. The record is from RefSeq and is a predicted model, not a curated record. Lineage: Eukaryota; Viridiplantae; Streptophyta; Magnoliopsida; Malpighiales; Euphorbiaceae.
AAAAAUAAAAAUAUAAAAACUUAAUAAGAUAAAUAUUUUUUUUAUGAAAUAUAUAUAACAAAUUCUUAAUAAAAUUAAAAAUAAAAAUUCAAUAAUUUAAUAAAAUAAAAUAAAAAUUCCAGUGAUCAAUAGACAGAUUUUGCCUAUCUAAUACUAAAGUGUAACCCGAAAAAAAGAAAAUAAAAAAGAGAAGGAAAACUUUCCCUCGCAUUUCAAACAAACAUUUAAAACUAUCCAAAACGUGUCUCCGCCUAGAAAAUCGCCAAAUCUUUCUCUCCGCCAUUUCUUCCUCCGAGAAAACACCAACACCCUUUCACCCUCCAUUCCUUUGGUCUGUAUCGCUCUACUUUCUUCAAACUCCAUAAUCUCUCUGCUACCCUUUUCUUUUUACCAAGAUCAAUCUUCUACUCUCGAGUCUUUUGAUUCUCUCAUGUUACAAUUUAUUAUACCAUAACUCAAACAUUCUUGAAUCUUUGCACUGAUUCUUGAAUACAAAAACAAAAAAAAGAUAUGAACAGAGAGAAGGAUAAUGCGCAUUGUUUUCUCUCUGUAUCUACCAUCUUUUUCUUUGCAGUGAGUUUACAAUUUCAACACGUUUGCUGUCAAAAAGCUCAGCAAUAUAAUAGAAGUCCAGCUGCAGAAGAGCUUUUCUCUCAGCUGGUUUUUAACAGUUUCUCCAAUUUCACCUCCGUUUUCAAGAAAGAUAUCUCCAAAUACUUUGGUUUCUGCAUAACGGACGUGGAUUCGGAUUGGAAUAUGGCAUUCAAUUUCUCCAAAGAUACGACAUUCAUUACCAAUUGUGCCAAGAAAACCAAAGGCGAUUUGACGCAACGCAUAUGCACAGCAGCAGAAAUAAAGUUCUACUUCAAUAGUUUCUUCUCAAGAGGAUCAAAGAGCACCCACUAUUUGCAACCUAACAAGAACUGUAAUUUGAGCUCUUGGGUUUCUGGAUGUGAGCCAGGAUGGGCUUGUAGCGUUGCUCGUGGUCAAAAGAUUGACCUCAAAAAUUCAGAAAUUAUACCUUCAAGAACUACUAAUUGUGCAACUUGUUGUGAAGGUUUCUUCUGUCCUCAUGGGCUUACUUGCAUGAUUCCAUGUCCACUAGGUGCUUACUGCCCACUUGCGAAACUGAAUAAAACCACCGGCAUAUGUGACCCAUACAAUUACCAAUUGCCUCCUGGGAAGCCAAAUCAUACUUGUGGUGGGGCUGAUAUUUGGGCUGAUAUUUUGAGUAGUAGAGAGGUAUUUUGUCCUCCAGGAUCAUACUGCCCAUCCGGAAUCCAGAAAAUUCCUUGCAGUAGUGGAUAUUACUGCAGGACUGGUUCUACUACUCAAGCAGGGUGUUUUCGGUUGGCAACUUGUGAACCAAAAUCAGCAAAUCAAAAUAUCACAGCAUAUGGCAUCUUGAUUUUUGCUGCAUUGGGUUUCCUGCUCAUCAUUAUCUAUAAUUGUUCUGAUCAAGUUCUUGCAACUCGAGAGAAGCGACAAGCAAAAACUAGAGAAAAGGCAGUUCAAAGUGUGAGAGAAACUGCACAAGCACGGGAAAAAUGGAAAUCUGCAAAAGAUAUUGCCAAGAAGCAUGCAAUAGGACUGCAAACUCAAUUGUCAAGAACAUUUUCUCGUACAAAAUCUAGGAUGCACCAUGAGCCUAGAGGUACAGGUCAAGCUAAACCAGGAACAGAUGCUGCCUUACCACCAAUGCCUGGUUCAGAAAAGAAAGGAAAGAAAAAGGAAAAAAGUAACCUUACACAGAUGCUGCAUGAAAUUGAGACUAAUCCUGAGAGUCCUGAAGGCUUCAAUUUGGAGAUAGGAGAUAAAAAUAUCAAAAAGCAUGCACCAAAAGGUAAGCAGUUGCAUACUCAGAGCCAGAUGUUCAGGUACGCAUAUGGACAGAUUGAGAAGGAAAAAGCUAUGCAGGAGCAGAAUAAGAACUUGACCUUCUCUGGAGUAAUCUCAAUGGCUAGUGAGAUUGAUAUCAGUAAGCGAGUGACGAUUGAGAUUGCCUUUAAAGACCUAACCCUCACCUUGAAACACAAAAACAAACAUCUAUUAAGGUGUGUGACUGGGAAAUUAUCACCUGGCCGAGUUUCUGCUGUCAUGGGUCCAUCUGGGGCAGGAAAGACUACAUUUCUUUCUGCUUUGACUGGAAAAGCAUCUGGGUGCUUUGUGUCUGGGAUGGUUCUCGUAAAUGGUAAGGCAGAGCCAAUUCAAGCUUACAAGAAAAUCAUCGGGUAUGUGCCGCAAGAUGACAUUGUCCAUGGAAACUUGACAGUGGAGGAGAAUCUCUGGUUCAGUGCAAGAUGCAGAUUGUCUGCUGAUCUACCUAAACCAGAAAAGGUUCUAGUUGUUGAAAGAGUCAUCGAGUGCUUAGGGCUGCAGGCAGUGCGAGAUUCGCUGGUUGGUACAGUGGAGAAGAGAGGAAUUUCUGGAGGUCAAAGAAAAAGAGUAAAUGUUGGGCUUGAAAUGGUUAUGGAACCUUCACUUCUUAUAUUAGAUGAACCCACAUCUGGCUUGGACAGCUCGUCUUCUCUUUUACUGCUUAGAGCUCUACGGCGUGAAGCUCUUGAGGGAGUAAACAUUUGCAUGGUUGUUCACCAACCAAGCUAUACAUUGUUCAGAAUGUUCGAUGAUUUGAUACUUCUAGCCAAGGGUGGCCUGACAGUGUAUCAUGGGUCAGUAAAGAAAGUGGAAGAGUACUUUGCCAGCCUUGGGAUUACCGUACCGGAGCGCGCGAAUCCUCCGGAUUACUUCAUCGAUAUUCUGGAGGGGAUUGUAAAACCAAGCGGAGGGGUGAACUAUAAACAGCUCCCAAUUAGAUGGAUGCUUCACAAUGGCUACCCAGUUCCGAUGGAUAUGCUGCAGAGCGCUGAUGCAAUGGAGGCAUCCACCAGUGAUUCAACUCAUGGAGCCCGCACCAGUGAUGCUGCAUCCGAAUCACAAUCUUUCGCCGGAGACUUUUGGCAGGACAUGAAGUCAAAUGUGGAGACAAAGAAAGAUAAUAUAAAUAACACUUUCUUAAACUCAGGCGACUUAUCCAAUCGGUCAACCCCUGGUGUGUUUCGACAGUACAGAUAUUUCUUAGGGAGGCUUGGCAAACAGCGACUACGAGAAGCAAGGACACAAGCUGUAGAUUAUUUGAUUUUAUUACUUGCUGGAAUCUGCUUAGGAACGUUAGCUAAAGUGAGCGACGAGACUUUCGGAGUGAUUGGUUACACGUACACUGUCAUUGCAGUCUCUCUUCUGUGCAAAAUUGCGGCCUUGAGAUCAUUUUCUCUGGAUAAGUUACAUUAUUGGAGAGAGAGUGCUUCUGGUAUGAGCAGCUUGGCUUAUUUUCUAGCCAAGGAUACGGUAGAUCAGUUUAACACAUUUGUCAAGCCACUUGUGUAUCUCUCAAUGUUCUACUUCUUCAACAAUCCAAGGUCAACAGUAAUCGACAAUUAUGUGGUUCUGAUCUGUCUGGUUUAUUGUGUGAGCGGGAUAGCUUAUGCUUUAGCCAUUUUCUUCGAACCUGGUCCAGCACAACUGUGGUCAGUGCUUCUUCCAGUUGUUUUGACCCUAAUAGCAACUCGUGGAGAAGACAGCACGUUUGUUGCAGAACUAUCCGACUUGUGUUACACAAAAUGGGCACUGGAAGCAUUUGUCAUAUCAAAUGCUAAAAGAUAUUAUGGUGUAUGGCUGAUAACACGGUGCGGAUCGCUCAUGGAAAGCGGGUAUGAUCUCAGUCAUUGGUAUCGUUGUUUGGUAUUCCUCUUUGUUUUCGGCUUAGCUAGUCGAAUCAUUGCCUACAUUAUUAUGAUUACCUUACAUAAGAAAUAAACCGAGCCCUUGUAUGCUAUACCCUUCCUGUACAAAGUAGAAAGAUGAACAACAGAUGCUCUUGCUCUUGUGCUAGAAACUUACAAAUGAACUGAAACAUACUGGGAAAUACAUGGUGGAUAGUGGUUGAAGGAAUCGCAUCCAAUACUUGUGGAGACAUGUAAAAAAGGGUUACCGCCCAUACAGCAGUAUGUGGAUAUAUAGGAGACUGCAGCACUGCAAAGCAUGCUAAACUACAUUUCUGUAUGAUAAUCUGUGUAAAGGAAUCAUCUUUUUUCUUCUUUUUUUUUUUUUUCUUUCGUUUUUAUCAAUACUUGUGAACAUUAGUCUUUUUCUUUUUUACCAAUACUUAGUGAAUAUUACACACAUAGAAGUAGGAAUUAAAUGAAUCCAGCCAUGACAGCUCUAUUUUAUUCUCUCUCUC